AUGUCGAAAUCGACCUUCUUUCUCGUGUCGCUGCCGACGUCCAUCUCACAAUCAAAUGACCGCGACGAAGCGCUCACGGCGUUGAGAUCCGUCGUGUCCACCGACAACGGCACGACGUACCCAUUCAGCAUCCCGUCGUUCAAGAUUGGUACUCUGGAUGCGCUGGUACAGCAGGCCGACGACCUGCAGAAGCUGGAACAAGGAUGCAAGGGUGUUGUGGAAAAGGUGGCCGACUCGCUGAAGAACAUCCUUGAGGGCGACGAGGACAAGAUCGCCGACCAGAAGAACGUCAACGACAAGCCCGUCGACCACUACCUGCAGAGCUUCCAAUGGAACAAGGUCAAGUACCGCGCCGAGAAGCCCAUCUCGGAGCUGGUCGACAUGCUCCAGAAGGAUAUCGCCAGCAUAGACAACGACGUCAAGACCAAGUUCAACCAGUACAACUCUGCAAAGACCUCGCUGGCCUCGGCCCUGCGCUCGCGCACCGGAAACCUUUCUCAAAAGUCGCUGACGUCUAUCGUCAACCCGGACAAGCUCCUCGCACCCGACGCUUCGGAAUACCUUCAACAACACUUGAUCGCCGUCCCCAAGAACCAGGUCAAGGAUUACCUACAGAGCUAUGAAUCUCUGUGCCCUAUGGUCGUGCCCCGCUCGUCAGUUGAACUGGCCAAGGAUGACGAGUUCAGCCUGUUCGCUGUCACGGUCUUCAAGAAGCACAGUGCUGAGUUCGUCCACAAGGUGCGCGAAAGACGCUGGACACCGCGUGAGUGGAAGUUCAACGAGGGUGGACGCGAAGCAGAGGAGCGUGAGCAACAGAAGCUUGAGAAGGACGAGCGUCGUGUCUGGGGUGAGGCUCUCCGUCUCGGUCGCACUGGCUACAGUGAUGCUGUCAUGGCCUGGAUUCACGUCCUUGCUCUGCGUGUCUUUGUUGAGACGGUCCUGCGCUACGGUCUUCCUCUGAGCUUCGUCUGUGGUCUUGUCAAGACGGACAAGAAGUUGGUCGAGAAGGCCAAGAAGAACCUCGAUGGCGCCUACUCACACCUUGGCGGAAACGCUUUCGGUCGCGACAAGAAGGGCAGAGUCACCAAGGACGAUGCUCAAGUGGCCAACGACCUGCAAGCAACUGGUCAUGCUGGUGAGGACUACAGCGCAUUCGUCUUCUAUCAGUUCGAGAUUGCAUGA
Molecule: messenger RNA, 1182 nt
Organism: Aureobasidium pullulans EXF-150
Lineage: Eukaryota; Fungi; Ascomycota; Dothideomycetes; Dothideales; Saccotheciaceae
Product: ATPase, V1 complex, subunit C
Exons: 3
Coding region: 1-1182 (393 amino acids)
Biological process (GO): proton transmembrane transport
Cellular component (GO): vacuolar proton-transporting V-type ATPase, V1 domain
Molecular function (GO): proton-transporting ATPase activity, rotational mechanism
Source: RefSeq, a predicted model, not a curated record